Lottia gigantea (owl limpet) is the source of this 432-nucleotide messenger RNA. RefSeq lists its product as hypothetical. The transcript is spliced from 4 exons. Gene Ontology annotation, molecular function: malate dehydrogenase activity. Gene Ontology annotation, biological process: malate metabolic process. Bases 1 to 432 code for a protein of 143 amino acids. NCBI's taxonomy places the organism in Eukaryota, Metazoa, Mollusca, Gastropoda, Lottiidae. The record is from RefSeq and is a predicted model, not a curated record.
AUGGAGUACUUGUGUCCUUGCUGGCCAGUCAGCAAAUGCUGUGAUAAAAAGGAUAAAUUACGUGAUAAUUCUAAAACAAAACUAUUUAUAGUUGAUACAGAACAAACUAUUGUACCUACAGAUUCCUCAGUGGAUAGAUUAAAUGAAAGACGAGGAUCAGCUCCACUAGUGUCUUCUGGUUUUUCUGGAGAAGAAACCAUGGAUACCACUCCUUCUUCCACAUCUUCUCGUUUAGCGAGUUUCUUCUCUAAGAAAGGACUACGUUCAAAUUUAAAACGAACCAAAAGUGUGACCAAACUUGAUAGAAAAAGAUCAGCUUCACAAGUUAAUGAGAACGACACAUUAAUAUUUGUUAUAAUGAUGUUUGUUGUCAAAACUGUGGAAUUAUUGUUACAAGAUCAUAUUUCCCUGGCAGAUUUAUUGAUCUUCUGA